Aspergillus homomorphus CBS 101889 is the source of this 1370-nucleotide messenger RNA. RefSeq names its product actin-related protein 2/3 complex subunit 5 family protein. Gene Ontology annotation, biological process: Arp2/3 complex-mediated actin nucleation; regulation of actin filament polymerization. Gene Ontology annotation, molecular function: actin filament binding. Gene Ontology annotation, cellular component: cytoplasm; Arp2/3 protein complex; actin cytoskeleton. Bases 320 to 904 code for a protein of 194 amino acids. The record is from RefSeq and is a predicted model, not a curated record. The transcript has 3 exons. Lineage: Eukaryota; Fungi; Ascomycota; Eurotiomycetes; Eurotiales; Aspergillaceae.
CACCUCUUCUACAAGCUCACCGUUGACCUAUCUCCCCCUUUUUGUUCGCAGCAGUGCCUUUCUGCAGCUUGUCAUUGGCGAACAGUAUUUUCUACGUCUAGCUCUACCACGACGAAUUGUUGUCUGUGCCAAACAUAAGACCAAACCACCGUGUCCAACUCCUUUCCCCGCGGAACCACCGUCAGGAUAUAGUCUAUCUCCCCCAAUAAUCACACCAACGAAUUGUCAAUUACACUCUUCUCCCUCACCCAAUUCAAUCCACCGUACCAACUUCCCUACCUACCUACCCCACCAAAACAACCCCCCGAAAUCCACCAAGAUGUCCCAACUCAACUACCGCACAAUCAACAUCGACGUCCUGGACCCGGACUCCUCGAUCAACUUCCCGAUGGACACCCUGCUGCCCGCGACGCUGCCGCCGCCGACGACCUCCAGCGCCGCCGCCUCGGUGGCCAGCGAGGUGCGCCAGCUGCUGCGCGGCGGCGACCCGGAGGGCGCGCUGCGGCACGUCCUGGACACGGCGCCACUGGGCGGCGACGACCGCGCCAAGGAGGUGCACCUGGCGGCCGUCACCGAGGUGCUGCAGGGCAUCCGGCAGGGGGAGAUGAGCCGCGUGCUGGAGGGGGUGUGUACGGGGGAUGGCGGGGCGGAGCGCGCGGACUGUCUGAUGAAAUACUUGUACAAGGGUAUGGCAUCGCCCGUCUCGGGCGCCGGCGGCGCGCAGUCGCCCCGCAAAUCGGUCUCGCCGCAGGGCACGGGGUUCUCGCAGAUCCAGGGCCGUAACUUGGGCGAAGGCGGCGGUGGGCAGCAGAUGAGUGUGCUCUUGAGCUGGCAUGAGAAGUUGGUGGAGUUGGUUGGCACGGGGUCGAUUGUGCGGGUCAUGACGGAUCGGAGGACUGUUUAGAUUAUUCGUGUGUGUGUGUCUGUUUCGUGUGUUUAUAUUUUGCGUCAUUGAGGAUGAAUGUGGAUAUCCUUCGCUUUUAUGUUUGUCUUGUAUUACCGUAUAUAUUUUGGCCUCGUCUGUUUUGUCUUCCCCCUUCUCUUUCGCUAUUAUACAACGCUACGUCUACUUUUUUUGGGAAGAUCACUUGUUCUCAAACGACCCUCCCCCAAGGAUAUCCUUCAGAUUCAGCUGCCCACUGCCCCUCUCCAAUGGCUGCGCCUGGCCCGCCCCUUCCUUCCACCCGAUCAUAUAGAUCAACCGGAACGUGGCCGGGAUGCCGCGGGCGCCCUCCUCCAUGUGCAACUGGCGGUAGAUGGCCUCGUUAGCCAGCAGGACCUCGCGCGAGAGGGGCCCCAUCUCGCGGUGGAGGAUGGCGUUGCUCUCGCCCAUGGCCUGCAAAUCAGCCAUCAAGGAGAAGGUAUCGGGG